Messenger RNA from Metopolophium dirhodum (rose-grain aphid), 1949 nucleotides. RefSeq lists its product as uncharacterized. The record is from RefSeq and is a predicted model, not a curated record. NCBI's taxonomy places the organism in Eukaryota, Metazoa, Arthropoda, Insecta, Hemiptera, Aphididae. The coding region runs from base 238 to 1005 and encodes 255 amino acids. The transcript has 5 exons.
UUAACAUUAACAAUGAACACCAUCAAUUGAGUUUGCAUUCCAAGUUUUGGUGGAUGUAUAUUUUAUUUUAAACCUUUCAUAAAACUUUCAAUGUGACCACCUGAUGUUUAAAAAAAAAAACACAACUAAAAUUUAAUAUUUUAUGUAGAUUUUCUCGGUUGACAGUUUAGUCAUUUGUUUAUCGUUUUUAUUGUACAUUAUUCAUAUAUUUUUUUUGAUUUCACUGAUUCUGUCAAAAUGUACACCCGAAGUAAAACUCCCAGUAUGGGAACUCCGUCCGUGUACUCGAUACACGCUAGUCAUUUGACUAUCCGAUCUUAUAACCUGCGGUCAACACGUUCCAUGAAAUCUUUACGUGUGCCAUGGUACCAACGUCCUAUAUUAAAAGAUGCUUACUUCCUUGAUACACAGAGAGGUGCACUUGUCAUUGCCUUCUAUUCUUUGUUUCUAAGCAAUUUUACAUUGGUGACGUCUGCGUUUGAUACAUAUUGUUUGGCAAUGGCUGCUCCUGGAUCUACACAUUAUGGUUACUAUGUCAUGAGCUAUCAGUUUGUAUAUGUUGGAAGCUCUUGGGUCAGAAAUGUAUUGGUCUUGUUCUCAUUGUUUUCAUUUGUUGUGGCAGCUGUUAUUUUUGUGACAAGUUUGAUUUUAAUAUCUGCAUUAGAAAAUGAGCACGAGAAACGGAUUGUGCCUUGGUUAUUUUCGUUUGCUGCAUUUACAGUAUUUCGAUUUAUUGCUUGGUUGUUUUCUUCAAUAGUCAACGAUCCCAUAUUUGGAUAUAAUUUCUCCAUGAUUUUGCUGGGUGCAUUGUUCAGUGUCAUCAAUGUAUACGGCUGGAUACUUGUAUAUUCUUUGUAUUUGGAACUGUUUGAUUUGACUAAGCUUGAAGAUUUAGCACAUUUGAGAAUUGGAACUAUAGCAUCGCUGAAUGCAUCUACAACACUUUCUUUAGCUGGAUCUCGUCCUACUACUCCUCAUAGUACUGUUUCCACUGUUCCAGUAUAACAUGAUACAAUAUUUUAUUGAUAAAUCAGACAGGGAAAAGUAGUAUUUAUUAUUUUAUUUUUAAACUACAGUAUAGUCACUAAUCUAUACUUGAUACAGAUCCGGAAAUCUGGACUAGCGAGGUCUAGAUUAGCAAGACUCCAUUGUAUUAUAGGUAUUAUUAUUUAGACUUAUGACAAAGCGCUUAUCACAAUGUAAUCUUAUCCGUCCAUUUUGUAUUCAAAUGUUUUUAUCUUGACAAUUAAUCAGUAUUUUAUUUUAUUCAUAAGUAUCACAUUUCAUUUUUAUACUUGAAUACAUUUUAUACCAUUAUUUUUAUCAUGGGUUAAAUAAAUUGUAACUACAUUGACUACUCUAAUGCUGAGUUUACACAGUACAAUAUAGUAUAAAUAGUAAAUAAAACAAAACAAAAACUUAAUUUUAUCAUUACAAAUAGGGAAAUCUAUUUUUAAUUAAAACCUUCAAUGCCAUUUAUGUUGGUGCCGGGGGGUUUCCAAUUUUUCCAUUCUUUCAGAUAAUUUAUUUUGUUUACAUAUUUUCUUGAACUUCUUGAACUAAUGUUAAUAUCAAAAAUAAUUUUUAAUGUUGUUUAGGGGUUUAUACAAUUAUUUUUUGUUAAUUUUCCUCUGAAACACAAUCACUGUUUUGUUUUAUACUUUAUACUUUUAUCUUUGUUUCUUAAGUGUACCCAGUAUAACAUAUCAAUUAUUGACAACGUUUAUAUUAUAUAUUGGAUGACCAUACAUCUGAAUUUAUUAGUGAUGAAGCUUUUAUGCUGUUCAUAUAAAAGAGAGACUAGUUGAAUGAAACUAGUAAAACUGAAUAGUAUUUUCUAUAUGUAUCUAUAUACUCUGUAGUUUAUAGUAUGCUUACCCCAUAGUAAUAAUAACUUUUUAAGAACAAAAGUUUCUUUAUUUUUAUAUAUUUAUUUUUAUUUCACAUUC